This is a messenger RNA of Rhizoctonia solani, 1128 nucleotides long. RefSeq lists its product as uncharacterized. The transcript is spliced from 6 exons. NCBI's taxonomy places the organism in Eukaryota, Fungi, Basidiomycota, Agaricomycetes, Cantharellales, Ceratobasidiaceae. Bases 1 to 1128 code for a protein of 375 amino acids. The record is from RefSeq and is a predicted model, not a curated record.
AUGAUACCCUACUACGCAUACAAGAAAUACAAACAAAACCAAGCUCUCAAGGAGGCUGCCCUCGACAAGAAAGAUGAACAGUUUCUUUCUGAAGCCAUAGAAAGAUCCCCCCCUCCGCCGGAACCUUCAACUCCAGCCACCACAGUCGACAGUCUUUUUGAAGAAAACAAGUCUGACUGGAGCAAAGAGAAAGAAAGGAAAUCAGAGCCUUGGGCACAGACUAUCAAAAGGUGGGGGUCUCUUGGCAGGGCAAGUUCAAGUAACAGUGUAUCGAAGAAGAGUGAUACACUCCCGACUCCUUCGAUCUCCCAACCUGCCACCCCUGGUGAAGCCCACAAGCCCCUCACAUUGAAUGAUCCUACUGCCAACCCCGCCACACAUGAACCUGAGUUGACUAAAGAACAAAAGGAUCUAGCCGAAGUUCUUGACUCCCUGAACAUGCAGGCUGGACAACAGGGUAUUGCCUUUACAACGCCUGAUACAAAGGCCCUUUUACAACAGUUUACUCAAAUUAUCAAGGAUCUAGUUAACGGGGUUCCUACAGCAUACAAUGACCUUAUUGAAUUCCUUGAAUCUUCAUCGACUCAACUUUCCAAAGAGUGGGACUCGCUUCCUUCUUCGUUUCAGAAAUUAAUCCGGUCGCUACCACUUGGAAUACCCCCUGACGUUUUCGCUGCUAUGACCGCUGCUGCUGCCGCACCAACAACUGGGGAUCAGUCUCAAGCUGAAACGGCCCCAAAAUCCUCCGCGGGACCGGGCAGCAAAUUCAACCCAAUGUCAUUUUUUACAAAGACGAACCCUAAAACUGGCACUAAAAGUCGCACACUGCCUGGUCCGGGUCAGGUAAAAGAUCUCCUGGGCACUGGAGGGGGGAUUGUCACGAUUUUAAAGAGCAUACUAACUUUCCUGAAGACAAGAUUCCCUUUACUUGCAGGUACCAAUGCAUUGAUGAGUAUGGGCAUUUCGAUCCUAAUGCUGUUGCUGUGGUACUGCCAUAAACGAGGGAAGGAGGUUCGCCUUCAAAAAGAGGCAGAAGACGCGAAACUAGAAGCUAAAGACGCACCUGAACUUGUCAAAGAUGCAGGAGACGAGGACCCCAAGCCGAGCACAGAUUCAAAGGGGACUUAA